AUGACGGUACCGCAGCUAGAAGAAAUAGAAAACCUCACAGCAUUGGCAGUAGUUAAUGAUUCGAAUUCGGCCGAGAAGCCAAAUUUGAAAGGAGAUUGGUUGAAUUUUUUCCUGUUGUUAUUACUAUAUACGAUGCAAGGCAUACCAUAUGGUUUAGCAUUGGCCAUGCCGAUAAUUUUGCAAAGUUACAAAGAUGUGUCUUACAAAGAUCAAGCUCUAUUCAGUUUUGUUCUAUGGCCGUAUAGCUUAAAACUGAUAUUGGCCCCUUUAGUAGACUCGCUGUACGUACAAAAGAUGGGAAGACGAAAAUCGUGGCUCAUUCCGGUUCAAUAUUCAAUUGGUGCGUAA
Messenger RNA from Macrosiphum euphorbiae (potato aphid), 348 nucleotides. The record is from the annotation of a GenBank genome assembly. NCBI's taxonomy places the organism in Eukaryota, Metazoa, Arthropoda, Insecta, Hemiptera, Aphididae.